AUGGCGCCAGGACUAACCUCCGCAACUCCCCCACCUCUCUCCUCCGGCCGUGAGCUGGAAGAUAUCUCGGACCAAAUCGACGCCAUCAAUGUCCUCCUCUCAUCCCCCACCCCCACCGCUACCACUGCCACCACGGAAGACUCCAAUCCGAAAUCUAACUUCCGCCAAUACGUCAGCGCCUCUCCACAAGUCAAGGCCCUCUACAGAGAACAGCACGAGAAGCAGACCGUCGAGUACAACCUCGCGGCCCGCAAAGCUUUCCACUCGAACGUGCGCGCAAGAAUGGGAAUCUGGGAGGCAAUGGAGAAGCUGAAUACAUUGAUAGACGAGAGCGAUCCUGACACCUCUCUCAGCCAGAUACAGCACCUCCUGCAGACGGCCGAGGCUAUGAGACGGGAUGGAAAGCCCAAGUGGAUGCAGGUGACCGGCCUAAUCCACGACCUAGGGAAACUCCUGUUCUUUUUCGGAGCGCAAGGUCAAUGGGACGUCGUCGGCGACACCUUCCCCGGUGGGCCCUGCUCUCCACUCCGUAAGAAACCAAAAAAGUAGCUAAUAUAAUUGAUCAACAGUCGGUUGCGCCUUCGACCCACGCAUAAUCCUCUCGGAAUCCUUCUCCCAAAACCCGGACUCCAAGCACCCCAUCUACAGCACGGAAAUGGGUAUCUACGCUCCGCACUGUGGCCUCGACAACUUGCUUUUGUCCUGGGGCCAUGACGAGUACCUCUACCACGUCGUCAAGGACCAGUCCUCGCUCCCGGACGAGGCACUGGCAAUGAUCAGGUAUCACUCGUUUUACCCGUGGCAUAGAGAGGGCGCAUACAGGCGCUUCAUGAACCAGAAGGACUGGCAGAUGUUGGAGGCCGUCAAGGAGUUCAAUCCUUAUGAUCUUUACUCGAAGAGCGAUGCACCGCCAGUUGUGGGGGAGUUGAAGGUUUGUAGGUCGUGUCAUUCAUGACGGAUCACUCGCUAACCGGGGGCGGUGGUUGCGCACAGUCGUAUUACAUUGAGUUAAUUGACGAAUUCUUUCCAAAGAAGGUCCUCGAUUGGUAG
Messenger RNA from Tuber aestivum (summer truffle), 1050 nucleotides. The record is from the annotation of a GenBank genome assembly. Lineage: Eukaryota; Fungi; Ascomycota; Pezizomycetes; Pezizales; Tuberaceae.